Messenger RNA from Paramecium tetraurelia, 1329 nucleotides. RefSeq lists its product as uncharacterized. Gene Ontology annotation, biological process: protein polyubiquitination; ubiquitin-dependent protein catabolic process; positive regulation of proteasomal ubiquitin-dependent protein catabolic process. The record is from RefSeq and is a predicted model, not a curated record. Lineage: Eukaryota; Ciliophora; Oligohymenophorea; Peniculida; Parameciidae. The transcript has 3 exons. Gene Ontology annotation, cellular component: cytoplasm; ubiquitin ligase complex. Gene Ontology annotation, molecular function: ubiquitin protein ligase activity; zinc ion binding; ubiquitin conjugating enzyme binding.
AUGAAUAGUAAUUAUCAUGAGCAACUUUGUCAAUUCGAACAAUAAAAACCAAAAUAUCAGCAUUUGUAUUUAGAACUAUAUAAGUCUAAAAUCCUUUAAAUUCACGGACCAAAAUUAAAUUAAAGUGAUACUCUCAAAUGUAAAUAAAACUACGGUGAAUAAUAAAAUACCCAAGAGACUCCAAUCUAUUUAGAUAUCUAAGGUAAUCAAGAACAGGAAAUCAAAUUUCAACCAAACAUAUAAGAAGAACAAUAAAUAUAACCAAAACAAAAAACAUUCUCCCAAUCAUCGAAGAAAUUUCGUCGUAUUUAUGGUUUUGGAAUGAGAAGAAUACGUAGCAAAGAAUCUUCAGAAGAUGUGGAUUCCCUCGAAAAAAGUGAUGAUCAUUCUUUAACAUCUAAAGGCUAUAAAGAAUGCUAAAUCUGUUUAUCAUUUAGACUAGUACAUUAGUUCUUGCCCUGCCAACAUGAAUUUUGUAGAUCUUGUAUCUCUGAACUUUUAAAAGAAAACAUAGUUAGAGGCAAUGUUUUGGUAAUUUUGUGUCCUCAUUCAGCUUGUACUGAAUAAUUCGCGGAUCUUUAAAUAAAAGAGCUUGUUUCUCAUACCUUAUAUGAAAAAUAUUAGAGAUUUUAUGCUAGGCAAUUAAUUAGUAAAAAUAAAAAUGUUAGAUGGUGUCCUAGAAUUGAUUGCGAAAACUAUGUAAUAGGAAAAGGGAUGAAUUUACUGACUUGUACUUGUGGCCAGCAAAUUUGUUUCAAAUGUGGUAAUCAAUACCAUCAAGAUAUGUCAUGUGAAUAAGCUAUGGAUGCCUAGUACCUUUAAGUAAGGAAAGAACUCCAAGUUUAUGAUUGUCCAAAUUGUUAAGCUCCUAUUGAGAAAAAAGGAGGCUGCAACCACAUGAAAUGUUAUAAAUGUAAAUAUGAGUUUUGUUGGAUAUGUAGAGGCAAAUAUUCGUCAAUCCAUUAUGGAGUAUUCAAUAUUUUUGGAUGCGCUUUUCCAGGAGGAUAAUUAUCAACAAUCUAACCUUUAACAAACCCUAUGCUUAUUAAAAUUAUGAUGAUUAUUCCUAAACUCUUAUUAACUUUGUUGUUAAUUAGUGGACUUUUCAUCUUGCUGCCAUUUUAUCUUUUAUACCUGGUUAUAUCAGCACCUUACCGAAUAGUAAAACGAAAAUCAAAUUUCAGAAUGAGUAAACAUCGAAAAUUCACUUAAUUUGGAUUAUUUUUACUUUUUCUCUAAAUUGGAAUAAUGCUAUCGCCUAUAACAAUCAUUUGUGCUAUUUUAAUUAGUCCUGUACUUUUGAUAAAUUAUAUCAUUGAAAAUUUCUGA